Molecule: messenger RNA, 1878 nt
Organism: Lithohypha guttulata
Lineage: Eukaryota; Fungi; Ascomycota; Eurotiomycetes; Chaetothyriales; Trichomeriaceae
Exons: 1
Coding region: 1-1878 (625 amino acids)
Molecular function (GO): protein binding
Source: RefSeq, a predicted model, not a curated record
AUGAGCGAAAGAGACGAGCAGAAGCCUACUAGGGAGCAGGACAAAUAUGUACCGCCACCUAUGGACCCAUAUGCUCGAUAUCAAACACCCUACGAUCGUCGUCCUACCGAUGACAAAAAUCCAUUCAUCGAAUUCCGCCGCUUUGCCGAUAAGCAGUUGUCCUCAUUGUUCGAUGGCUGGGAAAGCUUUCCCAGCUUGCCAAAGAUGUUCGGCAUCUCGGAUGAGAUGCAGAAGAUGAGGGAACAUACUGACAAGAUGAGAAACGACAUACAAAAGCAUAUAGAGCAAGUCAUGGAGGAGAGGCAACACAUCAUGGACGAUUGGAGCACGAACGAUCAGGUUGACAAAGUAAGAGAAGUUAUGCAAAAGCACUUGAGAGAACUCAAAGAAGAGAGACAACGCAUGCUGGAAGAUCUUUGGAGUAGCAGGCGAGAAGAGUCGCAAAGGGCUGCACCGGUAGCAUCGUCUGAUGAGCAGGACCUUCCGAAAGGAUGGCUAGCGGCUAUUAGCAGAGAUGGCAAGACCUACUAUAUCGAGCAAGCCAGUGGCAAGGCCACUCUAGAGCCUCCUACAAAAUCUGUACUUCCUAUCGCUUCGGAACUGAAAACAUCAGAAGACAACAUAGAUACCACAUCACAAAGCGGUAUGCGUAGACCACAGGAUGUUUUCCCUGUCGUAGAGGACAAGAACCCUGAGCGUGCUGACACGAUCGAUGAUCAGGCUGCAAGUUGGGAACGUGGACUGCGUGACUGCCCUGGGCUCAAAGAUUACACUAAUUCAGCCAUGCAUCAGGAAAUGGAUGACGAGUUUUAUGAACAUGAGUCGAAUGAUCGUAGUGCUAUUGGGGAUAGGCAAGCGCAAUGGAGACGAGGUUUUAGGAAUUGCCCUGAGCUCAAGAAGCACAAUGACGGCACUGAGUUGGCCAUGUACGAAAAUCUGCGCGCGCAGCAGAAUAACGACUACUAUCAUUCCGAUGAACACUGGGAAGAGGUUUGGCAACGGGGGUUUGAGAACUGUCCAGACCUCAAGACUAACGGUGAGGAGAAGCGCUCCCUCAUCGAAGCAGCCCUGGGUAGACGUGACGAGCAUGAUGCAAUCGUUACAUUGCCCGCGAGCACCAAAGGGAAAAUGGGUCGAUGGUCGUGGCUGCCAUCUGUUGGGUUUGAUGGCUUACAGAUGCAGCGCGCCAGUGGAUAUCCUGCCCUACCAGAGUCAUCUCAAAUUGAACGUCGAGCACACAUCGAGAACGCGAAUAGCCCCGAUUAUGACAACGAACGUCUCACAGAAAGGAAAGAGCCUACAUCGGAAGAUUUGGACGACGUGGCACGCCUAGCAUUGAAAAGAGCUAUCGAUGUACUUCGCAACGCAGAUAUGGUAUCGAGGUUGCUGCAGUUCACUGACGCUGAGACUCUAGAUGACGAGCCAGAGCUUUCUUCCCACAGUCUGAUCGAUCCGACGUUGCUUGCUCUGUUUGUUCAGAACGGGUUAGAUAAGCACUUGAUGGACAUUGACGAAGACGUCGACGAGGAACAUCCUGUGGAUCAGCAGGCAGCAACGUCGUCUGAAAGAGAUUCUGAAACAAUCCCUCGUUCCAUACAAGCCUCGAAACAGCUUCAGCCAGAACAGAUCAUGCCUUCUAUCGUCUCAACCAUGACAACCACAGAGACGAGAACACUGCCCGAUGGCUCAGUAGAAACGAAACGUGUUUUGAAGAGACGAUUCGCGAAUGGAAAGGAAGAAAUGGAAGAAUCACAUGAUAUAUCCCAGCCCACGAAGAAUGCAAAGAACCUUGAGAGCAAGAAGAGACUGCCGCAUAACUUCGUGGCACAAGGAUCGGACGACCCACAGCAGAGGAAGCCAGGCUGGUUCUGGAACUGA